AUGGCGUGGUCACUUACUAUCGGGCCCUUCGUGGCCCUCGUCCUGUUCUUCUUCGGUUCGACCUCCUGCACUCCCUCUGGACCGGCCUCUGCCACCUGUGCCACCCUGGAACAGAGUCGCUUCUUCGGCGUGUUCUCUUCCACGUCCACCCUGCACUCCACGCCGUGCUCCUGGACCCUGCAGAACCCCGAUCCCCGCCGCUACACCGUCUACAUGAAGAUCACCAAGCCCACCGACUCCUGCACGCCUCGCCAGAUCAAGACCUUCCAGUUCGAUUCCUUCAUCGAGACCUCUCGCACCUACCUGGGCAUGGAGAGCUUCGAUGAAGUCGUCCGGCUGUGCGACGCGUCCACAACCGUCACCUACCUGGAGUCGAGCAAGCAGUUCCUGCAGAUCCGCAAGGUGGCCCCGAGAAACGGUGUGGAGAUGGUGCAGGGCGACAAUGAUGUCAGUGAGUUCAAAGCUGAGUUUCUGGUGGUGGGGAAGAGGAACCCAAGCAUGCCCGCUUGUCAGAUGUUGUGCCAGUGGCUGGAGAAAUGCCUGACAAGCAGCACCCAUGAUCAUCCCUGUGGCAUCAUGAACACCCCCUGCCAGUGCUGGGAGGCCCCGAAGAGGAAGCCAGGAAGCUGCUACAGGGGAGGCGUCUACGUGGAGAAAUGCCUUUCUGUUCCCAAAGACAUUGGACGCGAUGCUGAGAUUAUCAAAGGCUGGGCUGGCUGGGGCCGCUGGUCUGUGUGCAGCCAGGAAUGUGGCGGUGGAGUGCAGGUGCGCAGCCGAGCCUGCCAGCCUGAAGACGGUGUGUGCGAGGGAACAGUGGAGGAGGGCCGUGCCUGCAACCCCCAGCCCUGCAUCGGCAAAGAGCGCAACCGAAGCCAGGGUUUGAGGGCCAUUAUUGGCUUAAAGAGAGAAAACGCAGAUGAUUCCAACGUUGGAUCCGUUGCCACUCAAACAGAUACUAAGGCAGAUGAGUGGUCCUCCUGGAGUGGAUGUUCAGUAUCCUGCGGCGAGGGCUUGCAGAGCCGCUCUCGUCUCUGUGCAUCUUCCUCCUUCACCACCCAGUGCACUGGACCCCUGCGUGAGAACCGGCCAUGCAACAACACUGCUGUCUGUCCCGUUAAUGGAGCUUGGGAUGAGUGGACCCCCUGGAGCUUGUGCUCGUCCACGUGUGGCCGUGGAUAUCGUGACCGUACCCGCACAUGCAAGCAGCCCCAGAACGGUGGAGAGCCAUGCCGCGGCCCUACAAGACAAACUAAAUUCUGCAACAUUGCUGUCUGCCCAGUGGACGGAUCCUGGAAUGAGUGGUCUGCCUGGAAUCCCUGCUCCACCUCCUGCUCCAACGGAACCAUGCAGAGAACCAGAGAGUGCAACGGGCCGUCUUACGGGGGCUCAGAGUGUCACGGGGGCUGGAAAGAGACAGCCAACUGCUUCCUGAAAGACUGCCCUGUUGAUGGACACUGGCAUCCAUGGAGCUCUUGGGCCGCCUGCAGCAGGACGUGCGGUGGCGGUGCACAGCAGAGACAGAGAGUGUGUGAGGGGCCUUUCUUCGGAGGGGAACCAUGCCCUGGGGAAAUGGGAGAGCAGAGACGCUGCAAUGAGAAGAGAUGCCCUGAGCCCCAUGAAAUCUGCCCCGAGCAGAACACUGGAGAUGUAGUCUGGAAGAAAACCCCUGCUGGAGACAUGGCUGCCAUCGCCUGCCCCGCCGACGCCUCAGGUCUGAUUCUGCGUCGCUGCAGUCUGGACGCUGUAGGGCUCGCGUCCUGGGAGAACCCAACUCACAUCCAGUGUGUCUCCAAGAACUAUGAGAACAUUCAGAUGCUGUCAAGGGACUACACCACCAAAGCUCAGGUUGGACAAAGUGUGGAUGGCGUUGCUGAGGUGAUUUCACGCCUCAGAUUCUCCUCCGAUGAAGGGGCCAAGUACAGCGGGGACCUGUUGGCCGUCAUGGACAUCCUGAAGAACACCACCGACCUGUACAAGGGGACCCGGCUGAGGCUGAGCAACGCUGACGUUGAGAACUAUGUGCAGACCAUUAGCAACUUGCUGAAGGAGGAACAUCGUGACAAAUGGGAGGAGGCACAGCUGAUGGGGGCCAGCAUCAAGGAGUUCCUCCGUCUUGUGGAGAACUUUGUGAACAUGAUCGGUAUGCAAAUGAGCGGCUUUCAGGACAUUUACGAAGUCACCGAAAAUUUAGUGCUCAGCAUCCACAAGCGUCCUACGACCACAAGCUCCAACUUCACCUUCCCCGUGAAGGGCUGGAGGGGAAUGCUGGACUGGGUCAGGACGUCUGAGGAGAAAAUCACUGUGUCCCGCGAUGCUCUGUCUAUCAAACAGUCUGAUGGAAAUGAUGCGUUUGUGACUGGCAUAGUCCUCUACAGAAACCUUGCUUCAAUCAUGUCCUUCCAGAGUAACACCACGAUACUCAACUCCAAGGUGGUGACAGUAAUCGUCAAGCCCACCCCAGCUCUCCUGACGUCUCCCGUCGAGAUUGAGUUCCCCCAUCUCCAUAAUGGAACCAUAAAUGAGACAUGCCUUUCAUGGGACGAGAGCGAAUCUUCCUCCCUGCUCGGGUCCUGGUCUGCUCGCAGCUGCAGAGCCGUGCCCGUCCAUUCCUCCCGAACCAAAUGCGUGUGUGACAGCCUCUCCACCUUCGCCAUCUUAUCGCGCAUCGACUUGGACUCGAUCAUGGACAAGGCACUGCUCCCAUCCGUGACUCUCAUCGUUGGCUGCGGGGUCUCUUCCCUCACCCUGCUGCUCCUCAUCAUCAUCUAUGUCUCCGUGUGGAAGUACAUCCGCUCGGAGCGCUCCGUUAUCCUCAUCAACUUCUGCCUCUCCAUCAUCUGCUCAAACGCCCUCAUUCUGGUCGGACAAACCCAAGCUCGCAACAAGGUGGUGUGCACUCUUGUAGCUGCGUUUCUCCACUUCUUCUUCCUCUCGUCUUUCUGCUGGGUGCUGACAGAAGCUUGGCAGUCCUACAUGGCUGUCACUGGUCGUCUGCGCAACCGCAUUAUUCGCAAGCGCUUCUUGUGCCUGGGCUGGGGGCUCCCUGCACUGGUGGUGGCUGUGUCUGUCGGUUUCACCAAAGCUAAGGGAUACGGCACCGUCAACUACUGCUGGCUGUCUCUUGAGGGAGGACUCCUUUACUCCUUCGUUGGCCCUGCUGCAGCGGUUGUUUUGGUGAAUAUGGUCAUUGGUAUUCUAGUCUUCAACAAACUGGUAUCCAAGGACGGCAUCACCGACGUGAAACUGAAGGAGAGAGCCGGGGCAUCACUGUGGAGCUCGUGUGUGGUCCUGCCCCUGCUGGCCCUCACCUGGAUGUCUGCAGUGCUGGCCAUCACCGACCGCCGCUCCGCCCUCUUCCAGAUCCUCUUUGCCGUCUUCGACUCCCUGGAGGGGUUCAUCAUCGUCAUGGUUCACUGCAUCCUGCGCAGAGAGGUUCAAGAGGCUGUGAAGUGCAGAGUAGUCGACCGCAAGGACGACGGAAACGUAGACUCUGGCAGCUCCCUUCAUGGCCAGUCUCAGCUGAUGCAGUCUGAUAACGAAAAGGAUGGAGAUUCAAACAGACAAGGAAUGAUGAGCUCGUCUGAAGAGAAGAUGGCUCCUCCUCAGCUCCCUCUUCCCAUGAGCUCCAACUUCCACACCCUCCCAUCCAAGAGCAGCCACAUGCAGGCGGUUCCCGAGUACUCCAGCCACACCCUCACCUUAAAGAGAGAGAAAAGCCGACUGGCGGGAGGAGUCGACCCGUCCGGUGGGAAACCCGUGUACGUGUGCGAGGGGGAGCUCUUCAAGCAGCUGGACGCAGACCUGGCCCGCGCUCACGCCGAGGGCAGCAUCCCCGACGGCAGCGGCUACGUGCUCAUGCCCAACACCACGUCCACCCUGAGGUCCAAGCCCAAAGACGACCCCACCAAGUACAACAUCAGCGUGGAGCAGCUGCCCCAGGCCAGGCUCAUGCACCUGGGCGGGCCCUUCGCCGAGCCCCAGGCCGCCUUCGGCAUGAAGGCCCUCCCCCCGGACCAGGUCAGCGUCUCCUUCUCCGAGAGAGACUCGCCCAUCCAGAACAUCCACAACAUGUCCAGCGAGUCGCACAUCACCCACAGCAGCCUGGAGAACACCUUCGAGUCCAUGAACUCCAUGAUGUCCAAGAGCGAGACCAUCUCCACACUGUCCAUGAGCUCCCUGGAGCGACAGAAAUCCCGGUACGCUGAGUUGGAUUUCGAGAAAAUAAUGCAUACCAAGAAACGCCAUCAGAACAUGUUCCAGGACCUGAACAGGAAGUUACAUCACGCUGAGAAAGACAGAGAGUCUCCUGCUUCUGACAGCAAGUCUGUAAGAUGGAGUGUGUCUUCAGGAGGAAGUGACAAAACGAACCACAGCGACAAGCAGCAGCCCCCUAUGGAGAGGUCUUGGGAGGGAGUCCGGGGAAUUCCACAGUCGCCCCCCGCAUGGGUGCGGAAAGACCUGGAGCCCCUGGCCGCCUCCCCGCUGGAGCUGCACUCUGUGGAGUGGGAAAAGGGCAACACCCCCAUCCCCCUGGUGGGGCAGGACAUUAUCGACCUGCAAACGGAGGUCUGAGGAGAAGGAAGGCGGCCGAGCAAAGCCACCUAAUUUCACCUCGGGCAACCUUUUUGGUUUGAGAAAGGGAUCCUGUAUGGAUAGAGUAGAGCAAGCCAACAAAGGGAGGAAGUAAGAAAGUAGGUCCCAGAAUCAAUGUCUUCAAGGAGAGGAGGAAGUGAUGGAGGAAGGGGAGUUGAUAGCGACGGGCUGUUUUAAUGUAGCUUCUCUGUGUGGACUGGUAUCAGAGUGCUCUGACGGUCGGUGCCGUCGACGGAGAGGGCCGUGGUGUCCACGGACCGGGGCCGUCUUUGGUUCCAUCCCCGCUCCACUGGGAGUUUGGUUGAAGCCUGCAGUCUGGGUUUACAGAAGAAGUGGUCGACAUACCAGUGCUUCUUUUCUUCCUUCAACUUAACUUUGAAGAAAAAUCUAACUAACAUUGAAACGGUGCGUCCUCCCUGCUUCUUGGGGGGGGGGUGCGGCCGGAACUCUUGACUGCUCACGCAGAAUCGUUUCCUUCCAACACAAGUCAAGGCAAGAGAGAAAGGGACCAUUUUCAUACUUCAAUACCGUUCACUUUGGUAGAUGAGCACACACUUUUGUUUUUGUGCAGUGGUUUACUACAUAUUAUAUUUUAUUUGAUUUAGUUUUGUCAGUUUGUGUGUUAGUUCUGUUUUACACCUGGAACAGCUACUCCUGAGCCAAAAGUGAGACUCAUACACUGGAGGGCAAGCUUAAUCAUACUGAUAGUACUUGUCACUGUUGUUUAUCACCAUGGUAUUUAUUAUUACAGUGAUUCUUAGCAUUCUACUUGACAUUAUUAAGUCCAUAUGCUAUAGUUUUAUUUAUUUUUUUUUUUUAAAUGUACCCUCAUGACUGUCAGACACAACAUUUUAUUGUUUCUACAACGCAAUUCUCCCAAAAACAAAAGGAUUCAAUGCAUCCUUAAUGUGUUGUGAGCCAAUAUUGACCGCAUUGGGAAAAACAUACUGAGUGGUGAUGGAGGUGUUGAUUAGUUAAUCAGCAUUUCCUGGUUUCUUCAGUAUUCCAGCACCAGGAUGAACACAGACUCUUGCACAGGGAGAGCAGUGCACUCUGGGGAAAAAGCUGAAUGAAAAAGCGAGGAGGGAGGGAGACUCUGCCUCCUCUCUCCGCUGGAAUAAGAUGCAGCCUCUUCCAUGUUUUCACAUGUGGAUUGGAAGGGGAUCAGUGAGGCCUUUCAUCAUCGCCCAUUUGUUUCUCAGCCUUGCAGGACUAUUGGACGGAACGGAGGCUCCUGGCACUGAUUUGACUUUCAGUGCAAGUCCUCAAGACUUCAACACAUUUGUGUUUUCAGCCAUCAGUGUGAAAUAGUGCAAUAUGAUGGGUGCUUGAUGCUCAAGCAAGAAUGAUAAUAAUUUUUUCUUACUGAUGUUUCAAAAAGAUUUUAUACCAUCUUCCUCACAUUUGCAGAGCAUAUAGAUGAUUUAUGAGAAUAUUGUAUAACAAAUCUGUAUUAGUAAUUCAAAGAAUUUAUUCACUAGAGAUUUGUUUGCACACGACUCCAUAUUUGGAGGCCUCUGUGACAGCUAGAUAAUUGUACUUCUAUAAAGUGAAUAUCACAUAGAAUGAAUGAUAGCCUAUGAUUAUCUCCUUACCGUGCUUCAGGAUAUUUGUUAUUACUCUCAGCUCUUUAGCGAAGGGUAAUAGAACCUCUUGUCUUCUGUAACGGUGUGUUCCUGUAACUCAACCGGACGUAAUACCAGCUAGUCCCCCCGUCCCUUCAGAUUUCUUCCCCCCAGAACCUUCUCAUACCUCCAGUUUGAGAAGCCAUUUGUAUUAUCCUGUCCAAACAUUGAUUUUUAUGUUAUGUUUUACCUGUUAAUGUACAGUU
Messenger RNA from Cololabis saira (Pacific saury), 6424 nucleotides. Its product is annotated as adhesion G protein-coupled receptor B1-like. Bases 1 to 4572 code for a protein of 1523 amino acids. The transcript has 31 exons. Gene Ontology annotation, cellular component: plasma membrane. NCBI's taxonomy places the organism in Eukaryota, Metazoa, Chordata, Actinopteri, Beloniformes, Belonidae. Gene Ontology annotation, molecular function: G protein-coupled receptor activity. Gene Ontology annotation, biological process: negative regulation of angiogenesis; cell surface receptor signaling pathway; G protein-coupled receptor signaling pathway. The record is from RefSeq and is a predicted model, not a curated record.